This is a messenger RNA of Stylonychia lemnae, 255 nucleotides long. The record is from the annotation of a GenBank genome assembly. Lineage: Eukaryota; Ciliophora; Spirotrichea; Sporadotrichida; Oxytrichidae.
AUGCGAAAAUGGCCUUUUUCUUCUGAAGGAAAAUCAAACACUAGUGAUCUUGGCUGCUAAUCUUGCUACGGAGAAGCAAGUAAUAAUGGUUGGGUAAAUACUUAUUCAACGGAAAUAUUAUUUUAUAAGAGUGCGAAUCCUCAUCUGAAUGCCUAAAAUGUCAGACCUCCAAUUUAACUCACUGCAUUCAAUGUAAUGAUCCAAUUAGUCAAAAAUCUCUUGCAAUUGGAGAUUUAAGCUAUCCUUGCUGUAUGA